GACAUGAUGUGUGCUUGCGCUGUCGAUACAUUUUUUUCCCCCACCUUUUUGACAGUCCUUCGCUGCCUCUGGGGAGCAGAUGGAGUUUCCCCGAGUGCUGACUCGGUUUUUGUGACUCUGCUUGUUGGAGCCGGGCGGGUGCUGGGUGUUUGCUGUUUCGUGAGACUCUGAAAUCUCAUCCAUUUCUUAAACAUUCUCCAUAGACCUAACGUUGUUUGUCAGCAAAAUUGACACAGGUGCAUUUUCCAGUUAUUGGUGUUGUCUACAAAAAAAUGACUUGAGAAACCUUUUAAGUGUGAGUCCCCAGAUCUUCUCUGUAUUCUUAACAGCAUCUGCCUCCUCUUCCAUGAUAGAGAUAAUGCUAAAUCUCAAGCCUGGUACAAGCUGACAAAGUUAAUUGUAACUCCUUUACUGGGGAGUAUCACUAUGCCCUAAUUUCCUCCCUCAUAUGUUUUACUGUAAUUCAUGUCCUUGUGAAUUUGUGCAACUGUGAAUGGUUGUAGAGAGUGCCCUCAGAGGGAGCAUUCUCAGACAGUGUAUUUGGAUUGCUGUAAGCCAUGCAAUUAUCCAGAGUCUUCUUAUAAAACCUCUGCAACAUCUUGUAGAAAACCCAAAAGAGAUUGAUGGUGAAGUAUUCAACUGUAUGUAUUUUCUGUUAAGUAUAACCAACACCUUGCAUACACUCCUCAUGAUGGUUAUCAUGUUUGCCUGUGGUAGCAGUUUCUGUGGCUGCUUGCUGUCUUUGUAGAGGUGAACCUGGGACAACAAUGGCCAUAGAUUUGCCUUUAUUUGAAAAAAGUGCUUCCCAGAUGGAAGCAGGGUGAAGGAAAUAGACCUGUGGUGUUAAAAUACACUAACCCAUGAGUUGGAAAUGGCCCUGGAAUGCUGGACUCGGGAAGCAGCCUAUAAAGUGGUGGGAGUGCAGUUGUGUUAAGGCUAAAGCUGAGGCAUAGGGAGCUGCCUGUGUGCUUUCAGUGUGCAGCUCUUGUUCCCACUGUACGCUAAUAUUGAGCUUCCACAUCUCCUUCAGCCGACUGUUAAACGUGUGAUACACCGGUGUUGCAGUGGGAAUUUUUGUGGUGCUCACUUAAUGUUUAUGAAGAGAUACUUACAUGUUAUUUACACAUUCACGACAAAGUAUCAGUAUACAUAUGUAUUUAUGUGUACAUGAAUGGACAGGAUUUAACUCUCCUGUUUGGGGAAUUGGUCAGCAAUAUCUAUAUGACUAUAAGAUCUGUUAAUUGUGUAUGUACUUGUACACCUCUGUAGAAGUAUAUUUCUUUAAGAAAAGAAAAAUAAUCUCUGUGGUUGCACACAAGCACUUAGGUUAAUGAAACCUGGAUGGUUGAACCAUGAAGUUGAUCUUCCAAGUGAUGUGUGUGCCAGUUGUUUGCCUGGGUUACAACAGUGAUUAGACAAAAUCAUGGGGCAAAAUUGUACCACAGGGAUUAUUUUAAACAUAAAUAUAAAACUUAAGGUAUUUAUAGGCUGCUUAUGAAAGGAAGCUGGAUAAAUAUCACUGUGUAUUUGCCUUACUGCUGGAUUUUUUCCCCUGAGCUUUGUUAUUAACUAUCGUUAGAUACAGGAUGUUGGGCUACUGGGGUCAUUGGUCUGUCCCUAUAGAGCUGUCCUUGUGUUCUGUUGUUGGGUUCUAGCAUGCUCAGAGUACAUGUUAUCAGUACGCCUGGAACAAACUCAGUUUAUCUCAAAGAACUAAAUGUGCUGCUUUUGCAAAAGUGCUGUCUCUUCUUUACAUCUUUGAACUUAGAGGAAAUGGUUGAGUGAUGAUGAAAUCUAGUUUUCUGGGGUUUUUUUCCCAUUUGCUGCUGUGAUGCUUCAGACAUUUUAGCUGAAACAUCUUAUAGUUGUUCUGAAAUCCAAAGCUCAAAAAUAUUUAGUAAACAUGAAGUAACUUCAUUUGGAACUUGGUCUGGAGUGUCAUCGCUUGAAAAUUGAAUGGAAAAAUAAAUCUGCUUUAGAUUAAAGUAUUAAUAUAUUGAGCAUAUGAGCUGCUUAACUUCUCAAUGUUGUUUGUAUCAGCAGGAUACUUUAUUCAGCUUCAAAAGCCAAGGAGAUGUGGAUUUACUUUGCCUUUGUGUCCUUUAUACCUUUGCAAAGCAGAAUAAAUCAGUGCUUUAAGAGUUGUACAGUUCUUUUGAAGUUACUCUCUAACAGUUACUCUGUAACAGUCUCCUUGCAAAAGCUGUAAACAAUUUAAAUACCACAGCCAGGAAGGUCCAUCUUGAGGAAUUUACUUGCGUGGUGUGGUGAAGAAGAUACAGCUGGUAGGAGUCAUGUGCUAAUGUAAUGCAGCCUGUCUUUAAAAUAAAAUAGUGAAGGGGAAAAUUGUGACCACCUCCUUCACCCCAAACUACAGGAAUUAAGUUUUCUUCUAUCCAAUUGGGUCACAUUGUAAUGGAAGAAAGUGGAGCUGACUAUGAUAUUGCUAUGGAAGGAUCUAACAAUUUGCUCAUAGGCAGCUGUAAUGGUACAGGAGAGUCAGAAACAAAUGAUCAGAUUUUUCAGAAGUUUCUACUCAAAGUACAUUUUACUGUUUUUCCUCUGUGAAAACAACUAACGUGCAUGGAUUCCAGGGAUCUAUUGUUUGGCCAGAGCGACUCUCCCCCAGCCCUGCCCAUCACAGUCCCCCUCUCGGGCAGUCCUCCUGCAUCGGCUGUGCCGGCGCGGCCGCCCCAGCCACGGUCGCACUCUGCCGAGGAAUUCCACCUGGCAGAGCAGCCCCGGCAGCCCCUGUGUGAGCUGCAGCCCCUGGGAGGGCCCAGUGCACCCAUGAUGAUUGUUGCCAGCCAGUCAGAAAAUGGACAGGUGCUGCAUGUCAUUCCUUCUGCCCAGCCAGGAGUGACCCAAGUGAUUAUUCCUCCAGGUCAGCUUCUGGAUGUGACCAGCACACAGGAUAUUUUGGAAGAGAAGUGUGGUGAUGGGAACCUGCAGACUGUGUUGGUGGCUUCUAUAGCAGACAGUGCAAGCAGUUACAUUCUACAUCCACAGACAUCUCUCACCGUAUCGAAAAAACCAGCCACCAGGCUAGCGGAAGAUUCUUUUCCCAUCCCUCUUCAGCCACUGCCACUAAAUACGCCUGCAUGGGCACGCCGUCUCAGGAACUUUGAGAGAAUUGGGGACUCGUACCGCGGCUAUUGUGUGAGCGAGGCAGAGUUAGAGAGCGUUCUCACGCUACACAAGCAGCAGACACAGAGUGUGUGGGGGACGCGCCAGUCUCCAAGCCCAGCCAAACCCGCCACACGGUUGAUGUGGAAAUCUCAGUAUGUCCCAUAUGAUGGGAUCCCCUUUGUCAAUGCAGGAAGCAGAGCCAUUGUAAUGGAGUGCCAGUAUGGGCCAAGGAGGAAAGGAUUUCAGCCCAAAAAAGCUGGUGAGCAGGAAAGCACCUCUAGCCAGCUGUACAAAGCUACUUGUCCAGCAAGGACAAAGUAUACUGAUGGAGAACUUUUUUUAUUCCUCCUUGGAAGGAUCUAUAUUAAAAAGGUUCAAAAGUUUCCAGAAUACAGGGUUCCUACUGACCCUAAAAUUGACAAGAAAAUCAUAAGAAUGGAGCAGGAGAAAGCAUUCAACAUGCUGAAGAAGAACUUGAUAGAUGCUGGUGGUGUCCUCAGGUGGUAUGUACAGUUACCUACUCAGCAAGCCCACCAAUAUCAUGAAAUGGAAACUUCCUGCCUCCCUGCUUCACCGUCCCAUCAUUCCAUGUCUUCUCCUGAGGAGGAGGAGGAAGUCAUUAGAGAUGAGAACAGUACUCUGCCUUCUCGACUUCACCCUCAAGUGGCAGACAAGAUCCGAGAACUGGUGUCUCAGGGAGUAGAGCAGGUCUAUGCAGUGAGGAAGCAGCUAAGAAAGUAUGUGGAAAGAGAAUUGUUCACACCUGAUGAAGUGCCAGAAAGACAUAACCUGUCCUUCUUCCCCACUGUGAAUGACAUCAAGAACCACAUUCAUGAAGUGCAGAAGUCCCUAAGGAAUAGAGAGAUGGUGUAUAAUUCAGAAAGUAUCCCAGCAACGCUGCAAUGGACCACAGACAGUGGGAAUGUCCUCACAGAAACAGUGACUGUUGCGUUUGCCUCACCACCUUCAGAUGGGAGCUCAGGAGUGGAGUCAGUCAUCACCAAAGCAGAAUCCAACCAGAGUGGGGAGUCCUUGAUACCAGAAACAGCUCAGCUCAUGUCUUCAUUCUCUUCACUUCAGCCCAAGAUAUUUGCACAACUUCAGGGAUUACAGCUGCAGUCAGCAUUUACCUCAACAAACGGAUCAGCAGCCCUGUUAGCUGUAAAUAACCAUUCCCCUUCCAGCCCUGCAGGUCUCCUGGAUUCCCUGGGGGGUGCAAUAGGCAGCCAUUCUCUAGCAUUGAGUCAGGGGCACAGUCUGCAAGCAGGUGCUGGCCUAACACAGGACAGUGCUGCUGUGCCUGCUUUUGGGGCUCUGCCUGCCUCUGAUCAGAGUCUGGUUGCCAUGGGCCAGCUGGUGCCAGCUGAAGGGGUGGAUGACUCCAGGGGCCUGGAAGGAGGAAUGCAUCAGAUUCUCUUGGGGGAUGUGCAGACUAUUCCAGUACGGAUUGUGGACAGCCAGCCAGCACUUUCUGAAGAAAAUACAGAGGGUGUUGUUACUUGUGUGAGCCAAGUUAAACAAGAACCAAAAGAGAAAGCAUUGUCUAUGGAAACAGAUAAAAUCAGAGACUGCCACAGUUCCUCACCAUAGUUCUUCGCCUUCACCUGUGAAGCCUGGAAGAAUUUUUCAAAAUGGAGAACUCUAAAUGUCUUGGAAGGAAAGGCAGGUGCUCUCAAAGUACUGCCAUUCUUUUUUGAUUGUGUUAUGACAUUCAGACUAAGCAUAUUUUAGAAUGCUUCUGACAGAAAGCUGUUUUGGUUUGACUGAGGUGGCUCACUGCCAACUCCAGGUCAUUCAGUUGCCCCAUGGAACACCACCUCUCUCUUCUGUUUCAAGUUUUGAGUAAUUUGGAUUCUAUCCAAAUGGCCCAUUUUGUUCAUUGUUUCUGAAGGUCUUCCACAAUUUAAUUCCUUAGCUUUAGAAUGUGAAUCACAAUGCUGGGUUCACAUUUUCUGCUUGAGACCCUUGACUCUUAUUGUACUACAGAAACCAUAGAAUCUGUCAGUUCCAAGAUCACAGAAUCCAGCAGCAAAGUGGAUCAGUAUGGCAAUGGUUUUGUGACAAAAGGAAGGUCCAGACUGCUAAACCUCAAAGUGAUAAAGGACAUGGAUGCUUAAGAAAAUGCAACUUUGACUUGAUCAUAAUGUUAAUGGUGUGAAGAUCAAGGAGAGGAGAAAGCUCAGUAUCUUCCCAAAUGUCUCUUUCUUCACACUUAAGACUUCCACAGAGAUCACAAGCCUUCAGGCCCUACAAUUCUCAGUGUUUCACUGUUGGACUGUUGAAGGAGCUGCUGAGUUCACUGUACAGGUAGACACUGGUGAGCUUUGCCCCAUCAGUUUUUCUCCCUCCUUCCCCACAAUCAUAAGUACAUAUGUUCCUUUAAAUUGCAUUAAGGUUUUUUACUUGCUUGCAUAGGGGUUUAUCAGUAUUACUGGGUUGAGUAUGAAGGAGCCCCAUUUCACAGACCAUUUACAUUCACAGCAACUGAAAAGAUCUGAUAAAACAAGGAGGAAAUGAUGGUUUUGGCCAGCUGUUAGGGCUGGCCUCUUUCAUACCACUUGAAUUCCUGUUUCUGGCUGUGGACAGUAGAUGCCUGUUGUUUGUCUGUUGGCAAAAGUGCAAUUUUCUCCCUUAAGCCUAUUCAAGUAGAUAGGUUCUCAGAUGUUUAGGUAGGAAGAAUCUGUUGAUUAGGGAUAGAAAGUGUGAUACAGCUGAGGAUAGUGCUGGGAAAAGUUACUGCUCUUUAUGGGUCUCUGGUGAGAAAAUCGUUUUUGAUCUGCCUUCCCUUUCUGAACAAAGCUCUUGUAGGGAUAGACUUCAGAGCCUAUCCCAUCAGUAACAAUUAUCUUCUCCCAACAACAGUGCACCUCAUUAAUGAAGGAAACAAACCUUGUGUAAAACAGGUGGUGUUGAUUUUUUAGGUCAGAAGCUAUCCAGCUGGCCUGUCCAACAACAGCAGCUAAGGUAUGAUUUGGAGGGGAAAGAAGGAAACAGCAAAUAACAGGAGUGUGUGUGCAUGCAUUUUUUUUUUUCCAAUAUAAGAUCUUACAUCUUAGUAUCCCAUUCCAUUUUUGAUGCACAUGACAAAUGACAUGCUUAUUUUCUGAAGGGAUUUGAACUGGUUUUUGGAGAGUCUUCAAAGGAGUGAUUAUAAAUAAUACUGCUCUAUCAUACAAAUUAUUAGUACAUAUUUGUCAACUAGGACUCCAUCCUGUUCUUGUACAGAAGGGGUUUUAAAAGAAUGGAAAGCUUUACAAGGACAGGUACUGAGUGUCCUUGUCCUGAGGAGUCUUCCCUGGACAGGAAAAUAGGAGCUGUGGGAGUAAUUCUCAUCAGUAGUCUGUUAGCCUCUGAUAGUUAGAAGAAACCUUGCAAAAAGCAUGUAUAUGAUAGCCCCUUAUGUAAUUUACCUUUGGAUAUGUAGUAGUUUAAAAUACAUAUGCAUACAUACAUUGAUGUAUGUACCUCAAGAAAAUGGAGACAUGACUGUAGUUGUUUGCACAUAGUUCUUUAAUACAAUUUUAUUUACACUUAUCUGUAAAUAUCUGAUGCAGAUAUUUUAGGGCACAUGUAAUCAGAUCUUUUAAUGUGGAUAAUUGGAAUUCAUGUUCUUACUACAACCAUCCUUCAUUCUCUGCAGUGUGGCUCAGUUGGUCAUUUUGCAUGUACUGGAUUCUGUUAAUGACAUUCUGCCUGUUUAAACAAGAGCAUGCUGUUCUAAGCAAAUUAAAUUUCUCACUCUUCCUGAUCUCUUUUCUAACAGGGAUUGAUAUGGCUCAUCAUGAAAAUCUGUUUGUAGUAUAAGUGCUUUCGUAAGAGUUGAUUUCUGGGUCCUCACUAGGAAGGAACUAGAGAGCAAAAGCUUACAUACUAUUGGAUCUGCCAUUUGGACAUUUGUGUAAUGUAUUUGGAUUUCUAUAGCAGGACAGUUUCAAUACAGCAUAAACUGCCACUAAAAGACUGUAAAAAUUUCAACUCUCUCCCUUGUUUAAGUGUUGACAGCUCAGUGGCUCCAGGAAAGAUGACAGAAUAUUUCUGCUCUUUGGAGAACAGUUUCUGUCUUUAGAUAUUAUUUAAAACAUAAUGGGGUGUGGCAAUCGAAUGGCAGUAGGAGAGCCUGAAACAGAGAGGUGUGUGUUGGCAGAUCAGUGAGAGAGGGGGAAGUUCAGUCCCAGUAUCCUUGUGCCAGACUAACAUUCUUGGUGCUAAGUGCUGAAAGCAUCCUUGACAAACAGUGAUUGUCUUUGUGCUGACAUAGCUGUUCUUUCUGCUUGCCCAUUCAAGAAGUUCUACAAGCCUUCAAGGAACAUGGAGAGCAUGAAGGUGUGUAAGAUCUUAUGAGAGGACCUGCAGGAAUGAAACAGAGGAGAUUAAAGUUUGAUGACAUGACUUCUAUGUAAUGCACUUUCUUUGGUGGGAGGAAGAGGAUUUUUCCAAUAGAGAAUAAAAAACAUGAAGCAUUCCAAACUAUCGCUCAAAACCACCAUGCUCAGGGCCUGAAAGGAUCACUUACCUCUGAGAGUACUCCAGAUUACUGUCAAGAGACCAGAGCAGAAAACAGAAGAGGAAGACAAGUUUGCAAAAAACUGCUUGCAGGAGAUAGAAAACUCUCAAAGUUACAGCUGAAGAUUGCAAUUUCUUAUGGCUGAAAUGGCUCACUUUAGAUGGUAAAUGGUUUUUUUGAUAUACUGCUUUUUAAUUGUUGAUUUUGUUACUAUUUAUCUUUUGUUACUAUUUAUCUAUUUUGUCUGAGCUCACAUCUAAUAAAAGCUGGAAUGGUAA
Molecule: messenger RNA, 7911 nt
Organism: Taeniopygia guttata (zebra finch)
Lineage: Eukaryota; Metazoa; Chordata; Aves; Passeriformes; Estrildidae
Source: RefSeq, a predicted model, not a curated record